Molecule: messenger RNA, 551 nt
Organism: Morus notabilis
Lineage: Eukaryota; Viridiplantae; Streptophyta; Magnoliopsida; Rosales; Moraceae
Exons: 1
Coding region: 144-293 (49 amino acids)
Biological process (GO): negative regulation of cell population proliferation
Source: RefSeq, a predicted model, not a curated record
AAAACCUCUCUCUGUUCCCAUAUUAUAUUUUGCCAGUUCUUUGUCUCUUCUAUAUAAUCUCUCUCUCUCCUCCACAGCACAUAUAUAUAUAUAUAUAUAUAUAUAUAGUUACACACACACACACACAUAUAUAUACUUAAACGAUGAAGAUGAGCUGCAACGCAAGAGUGAUGGGCGAGAAGUCGAAAAGGAAAGCCUCAUGCAGAAAGCUGGGAGGGUAUCUUAGGCAACAGAAAGGAAGGCUUUACAUUAUCAGGAGAUGCGUAGUCAUGCUUCUCUGCUGGCAUGACUAGAGUAACUCCAUCAGUACUACUCAUCAUGUCGACUUGAAGCAAACUAAACUAGUGUAGAUUGUUUUUUUUUUUUUUUUUUUUUUGUUAUCGUUGAUCAUUUUGAUCUCUUCCUACUCUGUGUAUUCCCUUAAGCUGGGGGUUUUCUAGAUCGAAGUGUAAAUAGCAAGGAGAGAUAUUUGUUAAUUGGCAAAUAUUGGUAAUCUUUUUUUUUUUUUUUUUUUUUUUUUUUAAUCUGGGGUCCCAUAUAUAUUAACUUUA